UUUGCGGAAAGGUAAAGGUUAACACUCACUCACUACUAUCAGCAGUUCAUCUCUCAAAUUCACUGAUUCUACAUCGUCGUAGCAACCAUUACGGAGCGCGAACCAUGGGUUUUAGGGUUUCUAUUCUACUCCUUUUUCUCUUGGUUACCUUCCUUUCCUCCUCAGCGCAGGCAUGUUCAGAAGAAGAAUCAUCUUUGCCGGAGCUCUCAUUAAGACUGUCGUCGUCUUUCUCGAAAUCACUCGCUAAUCUGCAAAAGGAGAUCAACUAUACAUUUAAUGGAGUUGGAUUGCUGCGACGUGCAAUGACGCACUCCUCCUACUCAGAGGAGAACAACAAGGCUCUCGGUGUGUUGGGAGAAAGUGUCAUUGAAACCUCUGUGGCGCUGCAAUCACUGAGGAGAGAUGUGGAUAUUUCUGCCAAGGAUUUGAACCUUGCGAUCUCUGAGGCCUCUAAGGUGGAGGGUUCCUGCAAUGCUGAUGGAAUUCGGCUCGGUUUGCAGAAUGUUGUGAGAGUUGCAACCAACACUGAUGUCACAGCUCCUUCUGUGGUCUGUGGUGCGUUCCGUGCACUUUUUGGGGCAAUUGCAAUUGAUGCUGGGAGUUCAGAUGAGGCCGGGGAGGUCUAUGGAAAAAUUCGUGCUGGAGUUAGGAGUGCGGUGACAAUGUAGGUAAAUGAUGUUAAUAUUAGUAUAUGUGUUUUUGGAACUGUAUAAUACCACUGAUGUAUGCACUUGAUAGCUCCAAGAGUUGUGAUCUUUGCUUGAUGUUAUGUGUUUGAAUUUGGUAUAUUGAGUGUUCUGUGUGUAUUA
Salvia splendens (bonfire salvia) is the source of this 809-nucleotide messenger RNA. Its product is annotated as protein NUCLEAR FUSION DEFECTIVE 2. The transcript is spliced from 3 exons. Gene Ontology annotation, biological process: regulation of gene expression; RNA processing. Bases 105 to 668 code for a protein of 187 amino acids. Gene Ontology annotation, cellular component: nucleus. The record is from RefSeq and is a predicted model, not a curated record. Lineage: Eukaryota; Viridiplantae; Streptophyta; Magnoliopsida; Lamiales; Lamiaceae. Gene Ontology annotation, molecular function: double-stranded RNA binding; ribonuclease III activity.